UAUUUUUAGGCAGAAGCUUCGCUACAGCCACGAGCUCCUCCGCCUUCUGCUCUCCCCUCCUUCCAAUGGCCGAAAAUAGCUACCAGCCUUCGCUGUGCCAGCUACGCCAUCCUUCGCUCUUCCAUUCUCCCCCGUCGAGUCCUCCAUGAUGCCUAUAAAACACCACAUCGUGUCAUGCUUCUCCUCGUCCAUUCGCCUUCAUCAUCAGUCCCUCAUUUGUGUCUAUCUCUCGGUGGUGUCGCCGCCCGCUCGUGGCCCUAUCCUUCUUCCACCGCCGGGAGUCGGAGUAAGUGACUGAAACCAUGGAGUCUACGGCGGUGACACCCCGGAAGUCGAUUAAGGAGAUCGUGAUGGAGAAAAUGCGGGCUCACCGCGCCCAGUCGCUCGAGAGGAAGCAGCUGAAGCGGAAGAGGACCAAGAGUUUCUCGUGCGACGACGAUCGUCUCGUCUCCAGGGCGGUUGUCUUAGGCGACGAUGACGAGACGAUGUUCUGGGAGGAGGAGGAGGGCACCGUGGAGAUGGCCCAGAUCGGGGCAGACCGCACCAAGAACGUGCUCAUCCUCAUGAGCGACACCGGCGGUGGCCAUCGCGCUUCUGCUGAGGCAAUCCGCGACGCCUUCCGUAUUGAGUUCGGCGACGAGUACAAGGUGUUCGUGAAGGAUUUGUUCACAGAACACGCAGGUUGGCCGUUGAAUGACAUGGAGAGGUCCUACAAAUUCAUGGUGAAGCAUGUGCAGCUAUGGAGGAUGGCCUUUCACGGGACCUCACCUCGUUGGAUCCAUAACAUCUAUCUUGCUGCUAUUGCAUCAUUACACACCAAGAAAGUGGAGGCCGGUCUGAAGAAGUACAAGCCAGAUAUUAUAAUCAGUGUCCAUCCACUUAUGCAACACAUUCCUUUGUGGGUGCUACAAUGGCAGAACCUUCAAAAGAGAGUUGUUUUUGUUACCAUCAUCACCGACCUCAACACUUGUCAUCCUACGUGGUUCCACUCUGAUGUCAACAGAUGCUACUGCCCGUCUGAGGAAGUAGCAAAGAGGGCUGCAUUGGUUGGCCUACAGCCUUCUCAGAUCCAUGUAUCUGGUUUGCCCAUCAGACCUUCCUUUUGUCGUGCCAUUCUUGUCAAGGAUGAAUUGAGAAAAGAGCUUGAGAUGGAUGCUGAUCUCCCUGCUGUCUUACUGAUGGGAGGAGGUGAAGGAAUGGGACCAGUCAAAAAGACUGCAAAGGCUCUUGGCGAAUCACUAUUCGACAAGGAGAAUGGAAAACCAAUUGGGCAACUUGUCGUCAUUUGUGGCCGAAACAAAACUCUAAGUGCAACACUCUCGGAGAUUCCAUGGAAAAUCCCUGUGAAGAUAAUGGGGUUUGUAACCCAAAUGGAGAAAUAUAUGGGAGCUUGUGAUUGCAUUAUAACAAAGGCUGGACCUGGCACAAUCGCCGAGGCUUUGAUAAGGGGACUCCCUAUAAUCUUAAACGACUUCAUUCCUGGACAGGAGGUUGGAAAUGUACCUUAUGUGGUCGACAAUGGCGCCGGCGUAUUCUCAAAGAGUUCAAAGGAAACCGCCAGCCUUGUUGCUCGCUGGUUUGGCCCUGAAUCAGAUGUGUUGAAGAAAAUGUCUGAAAAUGCGCUGAAACUGGCACAACCUGAUGCUGUUUUUGACAUCGUCAGGGAUAUUCACGAGCUUGCUGAACAGAGAGGUCCUUUAUCCCAAAUGACCCAUUGCUUGACUUCAUCGUUCUUCCAAUCAAGGAACAGUUCAUUCAUAAGUUCUACAAGCUAAUCCGUGCCUUAUAUUCCAUGUUUCUGUAAAACUAUUGUUGAUAUUCAUUGGCCUUGUAAUUCCCCGUUUAUCCCAUCCCAUCCCAUGUCUGUGUAAAUCGAACGCUUGGUAUUUGGAAUACCCUUCUAGUGUUUAAUUUAGCAGAGGCUUGUUCUAAUUCGCCCUCGUGCGGUUCACUUCUUCUUUGUAUCAGAACUCGAUUAUUUUGAUAUAUGUAAUUCCCAAUUUUUGGAUGACUUA
This is a messenger RNA of Zingiber officinale, 2015 nucleotides long. RefSeq names its product probable monogalactosyldiacylglycerol synthase 3, chloroplastic. Gene Ontology annotation, molecular function: hexosyltransferase activity. Lineage: Eukaryota; Viridiplantae; Streptophyta; Magnoliopsida; Zingiberales; Zingiberaceae. The coding region runs from base 303 to 1775 and encodes 490 amino acids. Gene Ontology annotation, biological process: glycolipid biosynthetic process. The transcript has 8 exons. The record is from RefSeq and is a predicted model, not a curated record.